This is a messenger RNA of Sorghum bicolor (sorghum), 1225 nucleotides long. Its product is annotated as pre-mRNA cleavage factor Im 25 kDa subunit 2. Lineage: Eukaryota; Viridiplantae; Streptophyta; Magnoliopsida; Poales; Poaceae. The transcript is spliced from 7 exons. Bases 337 to 945 code for a protein of 202 amino acids. The record is from RefSeq and is a predicted model, not a curated record. Gene Ontology annotation, molecular function: mRNA binding. Gene Ontology annotation, cellular component: mRNA cleavage factor complex.
AAAAGUUUAAUUCCUGCAGUCCUGCUAGGCUACUACGACUACGAGACACCACCGGCAAUCGAACAAGUUGACUGGAACGGCUUCGAGAUGGAUCGGACGGUUCACGUUAACAGCUGCCGGUGUCUCGGACCAUCCUGUCCAUCCCUCUAUAGAGGAAGCCGUGUCCAGUUGUGAUCGAGACCCUUCGCAACGCCUCCCCUAACCGCCGGCCAAUUCGACCAGAGCCCAGCAGCCACUGCUCCGCCGCCACCCCGCCGCCUCCGGCGACCGCCGGACCCCGAGGAGGAGUAGGAGAGGGGAGAUCUCGCUCGCUCGAUCCAAGGAGGUGGGGACAAGAUGGUGAGCUCCUCGUCGCCGGUGGUGAAUGUGUACCCGCUCGCCAACUACACGUUCGGCACCAAGGAGCCCAAGAUGGAGAAGGACACCUCCGUCGCCGACCGCCUCGCCCGUAUGAAGGUCAACUACAUGAAAGAAGGAAUGCGCACAAGUGUUGAAGCAAUCCUAUUGGUGCAAGAGCACAACCACCCUCACAUACUGCUCCUGCAAAUUGGAAAUACAUUUUGCAAACUUCCUGGUGGACGGUUGAAGCCUGGAGAAAAUGAAAUUGAGGGUUUGAAAAGAAAGUUGUGCAGCAAACUUGCUGUGAACUCGCCUUCCUUUCCACCUAACUGGCAGAUUGGAGAGUGUGUUGCUGUGUGGUGGAGACCGAACUUUGAGACUGUGAUGUAUCCUUACUGCCCUCCACAUAUCACCAAGCCCAAGGAAUGCAAGAAACUUUUCAUUGUUCACCUGUCCGAAAGAGAGUAUUUUGCUGUUCCAAGGAAUUUGAAACUGCUUGCUGUCCCACUGUUUGAACUCUACGACAAUGUUCAGCGAUAUGGGCCUGUCAUCUCCACCAUCCCGCAGCAGCUUUCUAGGUUUCAGUUCAACAUGGUGAGCUCUUAGGGUGAUGACAUGACAGCUUAUGUGGCCAAGGCAGCUCUUCUGUUGACCUCUGUUGAGAACUUGAGAUGGAUCAUUGACAUGCUGAGCUAGCUGAUGAACGUACCCUGACUGAUUUUAUUUCAUUGUGCUGGAUUUUUUUAAUCUAGAUUACUACUAUCUAGACAUGUAUUUCUGAUUGUAUUUUUGUUGAAUAUUCUGUUAUAUGUUGCAUCCGAGGAGCAGAUCCAGUGUAGGACAUAUAUGUACACACCUGAUAGCUUUUUAUUUUUAUUUUUUUUAA